AUGUUUAGUCGUCUCGCCCGGCCAAGCGCUCUGCGCGCGGCUUCUUUCCAGACACCUACCUCUCUCCUCCGAUCCCAGACCCGUGCCCUGCACCGCAUCCCCCAAUUGCAGCAUGAGAACGUCUACAAGGAGAGUGGUGUACCUGAAUUCAUGUCGCCUGAGGCAUACGAUUUCGCCUGGACCCAAUACCAGACCCUCCUCGUCGAUAAGCUCAACCUGUUGACACAAGACACCGUUGAUGCCGACGCUAAGCCUGGAGAGUUGCUGGUCAAGUACUCCAAGCGCCCGGAGAUGGCCUCGGUCUUCAACUACGCCUCCAUGGCCCAUAACAACCACUUCUUCUUCAACUGCCUCUCCCCCGCCUCCACCCAGAUCCCCGAAAAGUUCGCCAAGGACAUCGUCGACACCUGCUCCUCCGUCGAAUCCCUCAAGCUCGACUUCCUCGCAACCGCCAGCUCCAUGUUCGGCCCGGGCUUCGUCUGGCUCGCCAAGAACCUCGAGCGCGAGGGCCUCAUGCAGAUCUUCUGCACCUACAACGCCGGUUCCCCCUACCCAGCCGCCUACUCCCGUCGUCAACCCGUCGACAUGGCUACCCACUCCCCCGAUGCGCCUCUCGGCAACCAGUUCGCCGGAUCCAUGGGCGCCCACGCGCAGAACCAGAAGAACUUGGCCCCCGGUGCCAUUGACGUACAGCCCAUUCUGUGUGUCAACACCUGGGAGCACGCGUGGAUGAUGGACUACGGUAUCGCGGGUAAGGACGAGUACCUGGAGCGUUGGUGGGAUCGGAUUAACUGGGACGUUGUGUUUGAUAACUACAAUGCUGUUUCUUCGGUGAAGGGGCCGCGUGCCUCGACUACUCGGGGCCGGGGUUUGAGCAUGCUUUGA
Molecule: messenger RNA, 885 nt
Organism: Penicillium waksmanii
Lineage: Eukaryota; Fungi; Ascomycota; Eurotiomycetes; Eurotiales; Aspergillaceae
Gene: sod4
Product: mitochondrial 37S ribosomal protein mS42
Exons: 4
Coding region: 1-885 (294 amino acids)
Biological process (GO): superoxide metabolic process
Molecular function (GO): superoxide dismutase activity; metal ion binding
Source: RefSeq, a predicted model, not a curated record